AUGCUCACCCUCUCCCCCCUCCACCGCCCCCCCCCCCGGCAGCCCAAGAAGAAGCCCCGCAGCUCAUCCGCCCAGAGGAGAGGGGAGGAGGAGGAGGAGGGCAGAGGAGACGCGGCCUCGAUCCAGAUUUUCCCUCCAGAGUUGCUGUGCUACAUCAUUUCCUUCUUGCCAGUGAAGGACAUGGUCGCCCUGGGCCAGACCUGCCGGUACUUCUAUGAAGUGUGCGACAGUGAGGGAGCGUGGCAGAAGAUUUGUCGUCGCCUGUCCCCUCGGCUGCGGGAUGAGAACUUGAAUGGUAGCCGGCCCUGGAAGCGAUCGGCCAUCCUCAACUACACCAAGGGCUUGUACUUCCAGAUGUUUAGCGGCCGCCGGCACGUCGUCAGCAAGACAGUCGCCCCGCUGCUCUCACAUGGCUACCGGAAGUUCUUGCCCACCAAGGACCACGUCUUCAUCCUCGACUACAGUGGCACGCUCUUCUUCCUCAAGAACGCCCUGGUCUCCUCCUCCAUGGGACACAUCCAGUGGCGCCGUGCCUGCCGCUACAUGGUGCUGUGCCGCAGUGCCAAGGAUUUUGCCACAGACCCCCGGAGUGACACUGUGUACCGCAAAUACCUGUACGUGCUGGCAACCCGGGAACAGCCGGUCACCACAGCGAUGGGGCGCAGUGAGGCCCCUGGAACAGCCACCAGCAGCCGCCUCUGUGACUGCGUGGAGGUCUAUCUGCAAUCCAGCGGGCAACGAGUGUUCAAGAUGACUUUCCACUUUUCCAUGAAGUUCAGGCAGAUAGUGCUGGUGGGGCAGGAGACUGAGAGGUCCCUCUUGCUUCUGACAGAGGAAGGGAAGAUCUACAGUUUGGUGGUGAACGAGACGCAGCUAGACCAGCCACGCUCCUACACUGUGCAGCUGGCGCUGCGUAAAGUCUCCAAGUGCCUCCCCCACGUCUCCAUCCGCAAUAUGCAUUCAAACCAAAGCAGUGCUGUCUACCUCACAGGUGAAGGUGCCGUGUACUUGGAGGUCCACUCACCUGGUGUGUACCGUGAUCUCUUUGGCACCCUCCAUGCUUUCGACCCGCUGGAUCAACAGAUGCCCCUCGCCCUCUCUCUCCCAGCCAAGGUGCUCACCUGUGCCCUUGGCUACAACCACCUGGGGCUAGUGGAUGAGUUUGGGAGGAUCUUCAUGCAAGGUAAUAACCGCUACGGUCAGCUUGGCACAGGAGACAAGAUUGACCGUGGGGAGCCUGCUCAGGUUCACUACCUGAAGUGUCCCGUGGACCUCUGGUGUGGACUCAACCACACGCUGGUGCUGAGCCACAGCGGAGACCUUGGGAAGGACCUCAUGGGCUGUGGCUGUGGUGCUGGAGGGCGCCUUCCUGGGUGGCCAAAAGGCAGUGCCUCUUUUGUCCGGCUGCACAUCAAGGUGCCUCCGUGCGUCCGCCGGAUCUGCUCCACCCGGGAGUGCCUCUACAUGCUGUCUAGCCAUGACAUUGAGGAAAUGCCUGCCUAUCGUGAGCUGCCCGCCAGCAAGGCAGGAGUGCCUGCCAGUGACGCAGAGGCCAUGGCUGCCCGGGCAUGCGAGGAGUACCUGAGCCAACUGCACAAGUGCCCCACACUCGCGGGGCGCAUGGCCAAGAUGAAGGAAGCUGUCGGCAGCAUGCCCCUCAUGACAUUCCAGAAGGAUUUUUUCUGGGAGGCUUUGGACAUGAUCCAGCGGGCAGCUGAGCUCCCAGAGCCCCCUGCUUCCAGCUAGCCCAUGGAUUGUUCCCCACUCCCCUUGUCCCUUUUCCCCACCCCUGUACAUAUCAUGGAUCAUGUUUACAGAUAGAGACGACUUCAGAAGGAACCACUGGGAAUAAAUAAAGCACAAGCAGAGAUCUCGGGCAGCCUCCACUGGACCACACGGGGGUAAGUGGCAAACAGCAACCCUGGGACAGCAGACGGUUGGCAUGUGAUGGAGGAGGAAGGGUUCCCCUGCAGAACUGGCACGGGGGGCCUCCCCGCCUCCCCAUCACUGGCACACCUUUUCUGGAGUCCCUUCAGCCAGUUAAUUAUUAACAGCCGGGAGAAGAAAGGUAUCGGCACGGUCUCUCCCUCCCUCCCUGCCCCCUCCCUCAGUGAGUGCUGAUGCGAGUCUAGCAUCUGGGAGGCCCCGGUUCAAAUCCCGCUCUGCCCGCUGGCUGGCCUUGGCCCAGCCACACUCGGCCUAGCCCCUCUCACAGGGUUGUGGAGAGAACGGAGGGGAGGGGAGGGGAGCAUUGUGAGCCGCUGCCUGUCUCCACCGGGGAGAAACGCAGCACAUAAAAGAAGCACAUCAACCAUCUUCCUCCUUCAGAGAGGGCAGCCCUCGGAGGGAUGGACGGUUCAUAGGUCAGUUUCCGGCCAGCAGAGUGGGGGAGGGGACUGUUUGCAGCAGCAGCAGCUGCUCAACGCGUGCUUGCGUUCUCCGCUUAAAAGGCCUGCCGCUGCGCCACGUCUCUAAGAGCGAGGACAAAGGCCCUGCGAGAACUGCCCUCUGAUCCCAGUGCCCAAGGGCCCGGCAGGCACUUCUGGACAGCUGGCAGUUUUGAGGGUUCAAAGUUCCCAGCAUUCACUGGGGGAGGGGACGGGGAGCGUGGAGCAGGAGGGGACGGGCGUGAGGCUGUGGCCCCAGAAGCACCCGCAGGCUGCAGAGCAGCUGCUUGAAGUGGAGCCCGUCUUCUGCAAGGGACAGGCACAGGCGAGGGACCAAACGAAGCCCCAGAGACCCGGCUCUUACCUGCUCCCCCGUUUCCACGGGUUGUGCUCUUCUUCCAAGUGGCUCUUGGGCAUUGCUGGGCUAGAAUUUAAUGGCAUUUAUUGCAUUUCUAGCCCGCCCACCCCACGGGUGAGCUCAGGGUGGGUAACAACAUUAAUAAUAUUACAGUAUCACAACCUAGAGAAACCAGAGAAGCCAGUCUGGGCAUGACGAACCAUUGAUCAAUUCACGGGCAUACGGGGCUGAGCUUGGCUAGUUCCAGCACCUCCCGCCCGGAACCAGAUUGCCGUUUUGCCUGGAAGUCUUUGGGGCGGAAUGUUUUGAUUUUGGGAACUGGAGGGGCUGGGGCUGGAGCAGGGCAGGUGAGGACCACGGCUUCUGGCUGGGCCACC
Messenger RNA from Eublepharis macularius, 3122 nucleotides. RefSeq names its product F-box protein 24 (gene FBXO24). The record is from RefSeq and is a predicted model, not a curated record. The coding region runs from base 1 to 1746 and encodes 581 amino acids. Gene Ontology annotation, molecular function: protein binding. The transcript has 9 exons. Lineage: Eukaryota; Metazoa; Chordata; Lepidosauria; Squamata; Eublepharidae.